Messenger RNA from Prorocentrum cordatum, 453 nucleotides. The record is from the annotation of a GenBank genome assembly. Lineage: Eukaryota; Dinophyceae; Prorocentrales; Prorocentraceae.
AUGGGGGUGGAGGAGCGGGCCAUCCUGGUGCUGCAUAUGCUCGUGAUUUUCAUGAGGAUCUCGAUGGACGGCCUGCUCUUGGCGAGCCUGGCCGCGCAAGUGGAGUUCCUGGUGAUGUGGUCGCUCGCGGUGUUCCUGGCUCUCCCGAUCGUCUGCCCGCCAGUGGCGCUAAAGAUCGCAUCGUCCAGGGGGCUCCUCGUGGUGCUAGUGCUCAUUAAGUUCACAGUUCGUUCGGUCGUCGGCCUGGUAAUCGCGAUCUUGGCCAGGCUCAUGGUGGUCCUGGAGAUGGUGAUGUUCAUAAUCUUCUUGGUGCUUGUGAUCGUUGCCCUGCUGAUGGCAUUCCUGGAGAUUCUCGUGGUAUUCAUGGUCGUGCGGGCGCUCACGGAGUUUCUGAUGUUCCUGAUCGUCGGCCUGCUGAUAGCGUUCGUGGUGGCGCUGGUUCUUAUGAUGUAA